Synchiropus splendidus (mandarinfish) is the source of this 3477-nucleotide messenger RNA. RefSeq names its product MDM4 regulator of p53 (gene mdm4). The record is from RefSeq and is a predicted model, not a curated record. The transcript has 11 exons. Lineage: Eukaryota; Metazoa; Chordata; Actinopteri; Syngnathiformes; Callionymidae. Gene Ontology annotation, biological process: regulation of cell cycle; protein ubiquitination; negative regulation of apoptotic process. Gene Ontology annotation, cellular component: nucleus. Gene Ontology annotation, molecular function: ubiquitin-protein transferase activity. Bases 182 to 1636 code for a protein of 484 amino acids.
ACAAAGCGAUCGUUUUGAACUUAGCUUAGCAAGUUGUAGCUGUCAGUUGCUGGCGUCGCACAUUUUUUAGUAACUGUGCAAAAUAUGUAGAAGGUGUCUUCACUUUUAAUGUUUCGUUAUGCACAUUAUACUGAUGCGGAGUUAAAGUUAUGUCUUUCGAUAACGACGUCCCUCCUUUAUUAUGAGCUCCAUACCAGGCGAGGCGCCUCCUGCACUCUCAACAUGCAGAACUCCUCCAGGAGAUGGAAACCAGGUGAAACCCAAGGCUCCGCUUCUGCAGAUACUUCGGGUUGCUGGAGCCAAGGAAGAAGUUUUCACUCUCAAAGAGGUGAUGCACUAUUUGGGUCAGUACAUCAUGGGCAAGCAGCUGUAUGACAAGCAGAGGCAGCACAUCGUUCACUGCCAGGACGACCCGCUGGGAGAGCUGCUGGAGGUGGAGAGCUUCUCGGUGAAAAACCCCAGCCCUGUGUAUGAGAUGUUGAAGAAGUACUUGGCAGCUCCUGCUGGUCCUGACGCUGCAGAGAAUCUUUCUGUGGGCCGUGAGUGUGUAGAUGGCGGAGUGGAGGAUCGUGGUCAGACAUGUGGAGGUCUGGGAAAGGCAGGUCAGCGAGGAGGCAGCCACGGGCCUUUCCUGCAGACCCCUUCCCAGAGACGACCGAGAGAGCCGGACGACGACUCACUUGAGGGUCUUCCACGGUCGGCCUGUAAACGACCCAAGUUGGAUGUGACUUUAGAUGAAUGGGACCUCUCCGGCCUGCCCUGGUGGUUUCUGGGUAAUCUCCGCAGUAACUACAGCCGAAGGAGCAACGGCUCCACGGACAUUCAUACCAACCAGGAGGAGGACACGGCCAUCGUGUCCGACACCACCGAUGAUCUUUGGUUCCUGACGGAAGGUGACAGUGAGCAGGUGAGUGUGGAAAUGAAAGAGGCUGCGCUGGAGGAAGGAAGUGGAGGAGAAGCGGAGGCUCUGCCUGAGGAGGAAGAUUUCGUGGGGAAGGAGGAGAAGACCGAUCGAGAGGAGGAGCAGGACGAGGACUCUCAGUGUUUGAGCGACGACACCGACACGGAAAUCUCCACACAAGAUGCUUGGCAGUGUACGGAGUGCAAGAAGUACAACGCCCUUCAGCAGAAGUACUGCGUCCGCUGCUGGGCUCUCCGAAAGAACUGGUACAAAGAUGUCCCCCGGCUUUCCCACUCCCUCUCGGUACCCGACAUUCCAGCCUGCAGCCUGGCACGCGACGAGGACGACGACAGUGAUGGAGGCAUAGACGUCCCAGACUGCAGCCGGACGGUCUCCGACCCGGUCAUCCUGCCUUCCCACUCCACGGCGGACCGGCCACUGCCCACUAUGGGGGCGAGCAAAGACAAAGUUCCCCGCGGCUUCUCCAAGGAUGAAGCCCUGUCAGGUGGGGAGAGCCAGGAACUCCUGGGGAUGGAGGUGGAGAUGAGACCGGAGGCGCUGCUGGAACCCUGCCGGCUGUGCCGCGUGCGUCCCCGCAACGGUAACAUUAUCCACGGACGCACGGCUCACCUGCAGACCUGCUUCCCAUGUGCCCGACGGCUUCACAAGUUCCAGGCUCCCUGCCCUGGCUGUGGGAAGAUCAUUCAGAAUGUCAUCAAGAUUUACGUGGUCUGAAAAAGUGACUGUCGCUGCCACUUCAGACGGCUCCCAGUCUGGCACUUGGUUUGCUGCCUCCCGUAUCACGGCUCUGCUCACAUGGACCUCAACAGAUGCAUCGGUGCCCUUGGUUCUCUCUGUCACCGGGAACAAGACUUCAACAAGAUAACUGCAGGCGCAGAGGAACCUCUCAUCCAGGAGACGCUUCACUCUGGAAUGUUGGUGUCCAUGUGAGCUUGGCUGUGAUCCUUUGGUCGCGGCGGUGAUGUUUGUUAGAACUAGCAGAGUGCAGUGGUGCCCUUGUGUUAUGGAGGUAUUUAUUUAGAUCAUCCUUCCUGUGGUUCCUCUAUUGUCCUGCCUUGCCAAAUGCCAGGUGCACAGCCUGUCCCUGUGUUGACCUGUAAAAGCCCCCCGCCUCUCUGUGUUGAUAAACAAGUGAAUGUAUCACACACCUUUCCUCUCACCGCAGGAUAGUGCAGCUAAUUCAUGUGACUUUGAAGCGUCUUUGAGGAGCAACGGCGAGUUAAUCCAGUGACUGUUGGUGCUUUGGACGUGUUCCUCCAGGAAGGUAUUUAAUCUCUCGAUAUGACAGUCAACUGAUUUUUAUUUAUGGUUGAGUUUUACCUGUAAUGAAGCUGCAACGCUGCACUUGAUAUUAAAAAGGCAUCAUUGUAAAGUUAUGGAGAUAUUUUAAGUGGAUGCUAUAUUAUUUUUGGAGUUGAAGGGUCGACUGAAGCGUUUCACUGCCAUGUGACGAUUUAUUGGAAGGUUGUGUUGUACUGCAGCAGAUGUUUUGCGUUGUCAUACAGCGAUUGACUUGUACUUAUUCUUUCUGCCACUAGGUGACGAGAAGGCUCAUAAAGCUGAGUGACAGCUGCCUUAGAGAAUUAUAUGUAGUGAAAUAUAUCGCAUGUUUCCUGCCGUGGCGCCGCCUAGCGCUCACCUUGCUGCUGCUUCUCUGACGAGGUUUCCUCGCUACAUCUAUGCGCUUGUCUUUUCUUUUUGGUGGCGUUUGGAAAGCAAUACAUUUUUUCCCUGUGUGUGUCUGAGAUGGUCGGCUUGAUCCCCGAGUAAGUGCUUGUGUGGCAGUGCAGCUGUCGCGUGUCAGGACGGGAGUCCAGCACCUGUGGCUCACUCCUCAGUCUCUCCUUUGUUGGGACUCGUGGCGCUGAGCCGCCGGCUAUUUUAGGAUGUGGAGUUGGUUUAAUUGUUUUGCUGAACAAUUGGGAGCCUGAAAAGGCACCAUGUUUUCUGUUGUGUAAGAAGUGGAUGUGAUGAUCAUGUCCUUCAUUUGACCUUGUGCUCCUGACUUCUCGCCACAUUAUUCAAAGGACUGACUUUCACUUCAGUUGUGGAGUGGCUUCUUAGUUACAGAAGGCUUCGCCUGGAGCUUCUUUACCACCAUUGGUUCUCUCUUGCUGCUGACCAGCCGCGCAGAGGCCGCUGCCCAACCCUCGGUGCUGCGUGACCCUGACCAGGCCCACAGUCAAAGUCAAGUAAAAGAAAUUAAACUGAGAAAUGAACUUUUACUCUCACAAUUCUGUAUUCUGAAAUGUUGUUUUCUGUCCCUACAAUUUGCUUUUCAAACUCAAAACUGCCAUUGUUUCAUAGAUGAAUUCAUUUUCUUGUCCUCGACUAAUAUAGAGCAAUUAUCUAUUAAAUAUUGGCUUCUAUUGAGAUGCUAUUUUUCGUUGCUUGUGUACAGCAUGUAUAGAAUAAAGUAAUUCUCAUCUGUGUUUUCUUUUGAACUAUUAACUGAAGUAAUUUGAAUGAAUGAGCUGAUAGCGCGCCAUCUAGUGGAGGAGACACCAUCGUCCUCUGAGCUGCUUCACACAUCAGCGGUGUGUCUUCACCACUUG